Molecule: messenger RNA, 2402 nt
Organism: Aphanomyces astaci
Lineage: Eukaryota; Oomycota; Saprolegniomycetes; Saprolegniales; Verrucalvaceae
Exons: 10
Coding region: 30-2357 (775 amino acids)
Molecular function (GO): ATP hydrolysis activity; ATP binding
Source: RefSeq, a predicted model, not a curated record
CGCCGACUCCAAACCUUCGGCCCGCCAUCAUGGACGAUGAAGAGUACGAUGAAUGGGAGCUUAUGUACGGCAACGAUUUGGAGGCGGAGAACGAGAUGAAUGCGAUGGAGAUGGAACUGUCUACUCCUACUGCCGCUCCUCCGCCCAAGUCAGCUCCAGUCCUGGCGGCCCCAUCGUCGGCGACUGUGCCUGCAGUCGUAGUCGUGGCCGCCGACGAACCGCUCGAAAUGAAGGUGGACGUCGAGUAUAAACCUAACAACCUGGUCAAAGAAGUGAGAGAUGAAGAUCGCUACAUCAGUCGCCGUCCAUCGCUCGACACUCCGAGCAUUGCUUGCGUUUUAGCGUCUGGGGAGCGUGUGUUCAUUAAGAAGAAGGAGCACGAGUUUGCAUUUGAGAAAGCCGCCACCAACAAACCAGUACAAUGGAAGCUCGGGUCGUCCAUCAAGACGCUCCUGGAGAGCAUCAAUCAGCGAGCGAUCGAAGCCGUGGUGGAGGCCGAUCGGAGGCGCGAAGAGAACCAAGGCGGCGAACAUGCCGUCGAGGCAGUUAAAGAGUCCGAUCUGUGGCUGAACAAGUACAGUCCUCGGCACUUCAUCGACUUGCUGAGCGACGAGCGAACCAACCGGGAAGUGCUGACGUGGCUCAAAUCGUGGGACCCCGUCGUGUUUCCAUCUAAAUCAUCCAAAGCACCUUCCAAGGCCCUUCCCGACCAAUUGAAACCGCCGAAUGCUGAUAUUCGACCUGAACACAAGAUCAUCCUCAUCUGCGGACCGCCGGGGGCUGGGAAGACGACAUUAGCCAGCAUCGCCGCUCGACAUGCCGGGUACAAUCCCGUGGAAAUCAACGCCAGCGACGAUCGGUCGGCGGGGGUGCUCAAGGAAAAGAUCAUCAACGCCAUGGAAAUGCAAGCCAUCUUUGGCAACAACCGGCCGAAUUGCAUCAUUCUGGACGAGAUUGACGGCGCCAUGGGCGGACCCGACGGGAAGGGCGCCAUCUCCGCGAUCCAAGCGUUGAUUGCGGCGCCAUAUUCGUCUCGUACAAAGCCUUCCAAGCAGCAACAUGCAGCCGCCUCCAACAAGAAAGCGGCUGGAGGGCAGCAUCCAGUGAUCCGACCCAUCAUUUGCAUCUGCAACGACCAGUUUGCACCGGUGCUGCGGCCCCUGCGCAGACUCGCCAAGAUCUUUGUCAUGCACACGCCCGACCCGAGGCAACUCAUGCAGCGCAUGAAGUUCAUCUGCAAACAAGAAAACAUCCGCGCAUCCAACUCGCUUCUGUCCACUCUGUGUGAUCGCGCAGACAACGACGUGCGGUUCUGCUUAAACGCGCUCCAAUUCGCUAGCGCCAGGACGUCGGCGGCGCUGACAGUGUCCAUGAUCGACUCGAUGAUGGGGCGAAAAGAUGUGUCCAAGGGAGCGUUUGACGUGUGGGAUACAGUGUUCUUCGAGUCGAAAGAGCAGCAAAAAGACAAGUCGAACGCGUGCAUGCGAGUAUGUGACACGGCCGACCGGUUCGGCAGCCAUGAGCUCAUUCUCCACGGGUUGCACGACAACUUGCUGCCGCUAGUGUUCAACGACCCGACCUUGACAAAGAUCAACCACGCCCUCGAGUGGAUGGAGUUUGCCGACUUGUGUGACACCAAGGUGAAGAGCCACCAGCAGUUUGCGCUCUUGGCGUACUGCUCGAUGGCGGCCGUGGCCGUGUACCGGGCGUGCUGUACAAGCAGUCGGCGCCGCAUCGAGUACCCCAAGGCCCACUACGACCAUCGAAAACACGUGGAAACAAGUCAAAGCAUCAUGGACGCGUUCGUGGGGUCGGGGGUGGCGCUGCGGCUGGGGCGCCGCGUGCUGGCGGUGGACGUCGUGUCGAGUGUGGUGGCGAUGCUGAAUCCCGUGCUUACGCCUUCGCAGGACAAGCAGCCCAUGGACCAGCUCAUUGCGCGCAUGGCGUCGCUGCAGCUGUCGUACAAGCAGAUUCAAAUGCCAGGGGGGGUUGUCGAGUACCUGCUAGAGCCAUCGCUGGACAGACUAGUGCAGUACAAGGCACUCGAGCCACGUGUUCGAUUGCCAUUGGGCGUCCGCCAAACCAUGGCGAGGGAAGUAGACCUAGAAAACAUGCGCCGAGCCGACAAGGGAAGUCGUUUACCCGAUGACGUGGCAGCGCCAGACGUCGGUAUCGUCGACGUUGACCUAGAGGACGCGGUCGCUGUGCCAGAUGCAUCCAAUCCAUUUGGCCUCAAGAAACGAAAACGCGAAGCCCAAUCCCAUGCCAACGCCAAACGCUGGCCGGUGCGGUUCAAGUUUAACGAAGGCUUUACAAGCGGGAUUAAGCGUCCAGUCCUCGUCCAAGAUUUAUUGUAGUAACUAGGUAUUAAUAUACAAUAGUAACAAAUACAGUAAGGGCUG